AUGGCAUACAACAGACCCUACAACCCCGACGAACUUCCAAGGUUCGCAGAACCCGAGCACAAAGGCGGCGCUGCCCCGAAGCCUUCCCAGCCGCCUGCCCCUCAAACCCGUUACGAGAGCAAGCCCCCUCCGCCGGCCCCGCGUGACGACUACCACCGUCCCGAUCCUCGGAACGACCAUCGUCGACCGAACCCUAACGCCAUGUACGGCGUCAGCUCUCCUCCCCCGACGGGCGGUCCGCGCCCGACUGCCCAUCACCGACCUCCGCCCAACUCAAGACCACCUCCGUCUCCUGCCCCUGAUGCCUCUGCCGAUGGCGCCGACCCAACUCUUUUGCCUCUCUUCCGAGCUGUCGAUAAGGAUGGUACCGGUCAGCUUUCCGAGCGCGAACUGUCGACCGCCCUUGUCAACGGCGACUGGACUGCUUUCGACCAGCAGACGGUACGCAUGAUGAUUCGCAUGUUUGACUCUGACCGCAGCGGCACCAUCGGUUUCGCCGAGUUCUGCGGACUCUGGUCCUUUCUAGCCUCGUGGCGCACGCUCUUCGACCGUUUUGACGCAGACCGCUCUGGUAAUAUCUCGCUCCCCGAGUUCAGCAACGCCCUGGUCGCCUUUCGCUACCGUCUGAGCCCCGGCUUCGUUGAGCUCCUAUUUCGCACGUACGACAAGCGCGGUGAAGGCGUAAUGUCCUUCGACCUCUUCGUCCAGGCCUGCAUCUCGCUCAAGCGCAUGACAGAUGUCUUCAAGAAGUACGACGACGAUAGGGACGGCUAUAUCACCCUUAGCUUCGAGGACUUUUUAACGGAGAUUCUCAAGCAGCUCAAGUAG
This is a messenger RNA of Colletotrichum graminicola M1.001, 828 nucleotides long. RefSeq lists its product as uncharacterized. Bases 1 to 828 code for a protein of 275 amino acids. Gene Ontology annotation, molecular function: calcium ion binding. The transcript has 4 exons. NCBI's taxonomy places the organism in Eukaryota, Fungi, Ascomycota, Sordariomycetes, Glomerellales, Glomerellaceae. The record is from RefSeq and is a predicted model, not a curated record.